AUGCAAAUUCCCGAUCAAUAUGCAAGCCCAACGCCUUUCAAGGGCACCGUCGAGGAAUUAGAGAAGCACCUUAAGGCUGAGAAGGGGCAGAGACCUGAGCCAACUGAAGACCAGGAAACGACACCAUCCGCCGAGGCGAACAACGGCGCUGCAUCCCCUUCAGCCUCGCAUUCCGAGGGCGAGUACUCCGGAUCCGACGCCGAGGAGCGUGAGACCGGGAUACCAGACAAACCCGCCGUCGACGGCGCACAACCGCCCCUCCCAAACGAACCGCUCCCAGACGAGGCACCUCCACUCCCGAACGAGCCGCUCCCCUCAGAUCCCGCCGCGCCACCUCUCCCCGCGGAACCCGUACCCGAACCCGAAGACGACGGCUGGGAGUUUCACUGGAACCCCAACGACCAGUCCUACUGGUUCUACAACCGCUUUACCGGCGUCUGGCAGAAGGAAAACCCGCGGGUGCCCACUGCCACCACCAUCCCCACCACCACCACCACCAUCGUCCCUUCAACUUCAAUCAUCCCCGCCCCAGCCGCGCCCGGCACCGAUCCCCAACAAACCAUCCUCAGCAACCCGACCUCCAUCGCCGGCGGCUACAACCCAGCAAUACACGGCGAUUACGACGAAAACGCCUGGUACGCGCAACCCUUCCGCCCCACCACCACCACCACCUAUCCAGGAGCAGACCAACUACAAGACCAACACCCAGAAUACAUCACAGCAGCCUACUUCAACCGGCACACGGGCCAAUGGCAGACGCCCGACCAGGCGCCGGAGCGGCACUCGGACGAGGCCAAAGCGCGGCGGCAGAUGCGCGCCUUCUUCGACGUGGACGCGGCCGCCAACAUGCACGACGGGCGCAGCCUGAAGGCGGAGCGGAGUGGCAUCAAGCCGACCAAGGCGGAACUCAAAGCGUUCAAGGAGCGGCGGCGGGCCAAGAAGGAGGAGAAGCGGCGGGCUUGGUUGAGGGAUUGA
Messenger RNA from Parathielavia appendiculata, 975 nucleotides. RefSeq lists its product as uncharacterized. The transcript is spliced from 2 exons. Bases 1 to 975 code for a protein of 324 amino acids. NCBI's taxonomy places the organism in Eukaryota, Fungi, Ascomycota, Sordariomycetes, Sordariales, Chaetomiaceae. The record is from RefSeq and is a predicted model, not a curated record.